Molecule: messenger RNA, 7203 nt
Organism: Petromyzon marinus (sea lamprey)
Lineage: Eukaryota; Metazoa; Chordata; Hyperoartia; Petromyzontiformes; Petromyzontidae
Biological process (GO): plus-end-directed vesicle transport along microtubule; positive regulation of autophagosome maturation
Cellular component (GO): late endosome; lysosome; autophagosome
Molecular function (GO): metal ion binding
Source: RefSeq, a predicted model, not a curated record
AUUUACUUGAUCUAACCCCAAAAAAACCUUAUGGAUGAUAUUAGUCGCGUAAGCCUACGUGUUAAACUAAAUGUUACCUAACACGUGCUCGAGAGCUCAGAGGUGUAACAUUCAGGGUAGAAGUCAGAUAAACUAGUUUUAUGUAACCAGGCCCCGGCGGAUUUUAACUUUUGACUGUGGUAUUACAAUUUAUCACUAUAGCGUGACAUGUUUAAAGCCCACUGUUUAGUCGUGGUUGUGGCUGUAUAAUGGUGCCUCGCAGACAACUCCCCUCCCCUGUACGUCAUGAUUGCAGUCACUGUUGGUGAAAGACACGGAGUGUUUUCCAUUUAUGUGAUGGAUGGUUGGACUCGACUCUCGUCAUAGCAAUGUGGAAUUUCCAGCACUGGUUCAGAAAAUGUCAUUGGAGCGAGGAGUGAGUGGCAACGUCGCUAAAUUUGAAUCGCGGCCAGGAGAAUGGGGAAAGCCAAUAAGACAACGUUUUGACAACAUAAAGUAGUGGUCGCCUAUAGCAAAUGUUCUUGCUGUGGUUUUCACACCUGAUGAUGAUUGCUUGUGUUGCAGUCGACACGUCGUGAGAAUUGUAUUGUUUUAUAUUUUAUUGUUUCCCUCCUACGUGACUUUACCGAAAGAACCAAGAAUAAUCAUCAACAUGUAAAGCAUAAUUAAAUUACAAACAGCAUUGCACUGUAACAUUUUCUAAUUGUGCGUGCAUGAUGCUUACAUAUCAUAAGAUCAUUAAUGAUAAGAUGUAUAAUUUCUGCGUAAUUGUACCAAGACAGCAGUGUUUCUUAAUCAUGGCAUUAUCUAACUUAAUACAUGCACUGAAUUGUGUAUGAUUAAUUAUCAUGUCUCGCAGGGAACAUGAUAUGCUGUGGUUUUGUUUAACACUAACGACUUAAUGACUCCAAAGAGUCAUUAAGAUUUCAAGUUAAAGCUAACAUGAGCUUAUCUCAUGAUAAACUGCUUCGAGUAACUUGAGCAAUUUUUUCAUGGUCAUAAUAGUUUUGACACGCAAUUCACUAUUUAGUGGCCGUACCUGUUAAUGUAAACAUUUACUUGAAGUGCACUUAAUGGUGUAUUAAUAUGCAUUUUAUCACAAACGAGAUGAAAAAGAGCACAGUAUUUAUAUAUUGCCAAAGUUAUAAACAGUGUCACCAGCCCAUCCGAAUCAAGUACAGUAGUCACACAGUCUGAAAGGGGGAUUCAUAAAUGUUGAUGUUUAUAGUUAUUGUAUAAAACAUAUAUGCAUAUACAGUGUGUAGCGCAUACACAGUGGGUUCUGCUGCCCCCAGAUACACCAUUAAGUCACAACAUAAUUUGGGGAUUACAGACCCAUUUAAACAUAAACUAGGUGGCAGAUUGUGAAUUCCCAAGGCAUCAUGAUAGAGUAGUACAAGACGGUUUAAAGCAAAUUGGUUGAAAUCAUGUUCUUUGGUUUCUUCCUAAAUGGCUGUAUAGUCUAUUGGGCAGUGUGCUCACCACAAUCAACUGUUCAAUUCCUGCAACUGGCCAGUUAAUUUCUCCUGGGGAAUCACUAAAGCAUGCCUUCAGCUUUAAAGUGCACAUUUUAAAGGUUAUGCGACAAUGUUCAGGAGCAGGCUAUUGUGUGCCUGUGUCAUUGCACUAAUCGCAAUUGUUUAUUUACCCAAAGCUAAAUUAUAAAUAAAUCCCUCCCCCCUGCAUACAUCAGAAUAUUUGAUCGUUUUAUACGUGCAUUCAUCUUCCCAGUCUAACUGCCAAACUUGUUAAUUUUUAAAUGACUUAAUGGUUAAAGCUAUACCUUGUAAAACAAAAGGAAAACUUCAAUCCGUUUAAUUAAAUAUAUUUUGGUGACUUUUAUGUAAUCCACUACUAAGUUCUAACAUUGUGAUCAAAGCCAUAUCUCGAAAAUGGAGAUGAUUAAUUAAUAUACCCAGGUGUUUUAAUAACAGGCUCUCAAUGGCAUUUAUCAUACAUAAUUUCACCAAUUUUUUCUUUAUGUUGUGUGUUUGCAGGAACCAUUUGAGGUGGUUAUAAUAGUGGUUUUGUUCUGAAAACAUGGAAAACCUGGGAAAAUCCAGGAGUGUUGGUGAAAGCCAACUACAGAAGGUGAUAAGGGACAUGCAAGAAUCUGUGGAAGGUUUGUGCAAAGAAUUUCAAGAACAUGGAGAGCCCAUAACGGAUGACAGUGGCAACCUGCACACAUUUUGUGCAAAAUUGGAAUACCUUUUACAGUUUGACCAGAAGGAAAAGAACACACUGCUGGGCCACAGAAAGGACUACUGGGAUUACUUUUCAGAUUGCUUGGGAAGGCAAAAAGGCCACAAUGAUGGAAUACGCUUUGUGAAGUCCAUCUCUGAGCUAAAGACAUCUCUGGGAAAAGGCAGGGCUUUCAUCCGUUACUGUCUGGUGCACCGGCGCCUUGCCGACACCUUCCAACAGUGCCUCAUAAACCACAAAACCACCAGUGACUGGUACUAUGUGCGAAGUCCAUUUUUUAAAAAGGACCUGAACUCCUCCAUCAUUGAAUCUCUCUAUGAACUAAAUGAAAUCCACUUUGACCUUGCUCCCAGAGGGCAUGACCUCGAUGCUGAUUGGCCAGUUUUUGCAAGGAGGUCAUUGGGCUUCUCGCCAACUCAUAACUGGAAACCACCGAGUCGUAGCUCAAGCAUGAACAGCCUAGCGAGCAACAUUUCCCAGGUUAUGGACAUAUCAAUAGGGCCGGAAAUGAUGGAUUCAGAGUCUGAAGCACAAUUGGAGAGCCUGAGGCUGGAGCUGGACCGCUCGGAGAUGCGGAAGCGGGAGAUGGAGGCACGGAUCCAGCGCAUGGAGACCGAAAGGCACCAGCAGAUAGAAGCACAGGUUGCCAUGACUGGAAUCCAGAAACAUGGGGAAGAGCUGCGGAGCACUGGGGAGGAGUUACGCAGUGCGAGGGCAGAACUUAACAAAGAGAGAGCAGAGCUUCAGACAGAGAGGGAGGAGCUCUGCAAAGAGAGAGAAGAGCUACGGAGGGAAAGAGAAGUGGUCAGGGGGGAGAGGGAACAGCAAUGUGCUGACAAAGAGCAACUGAACAAAGAAAAAGAAGCAUUACUCAUAAGACAAGAGGAACUCAAGAGAGAGAAUGAGGUCCUGGCACAGAGAGUGAGCAUUUUGGAGUCGGAGAUGAAUAGCAAUCAAACAGAGGGCACUCCGGAUCCAUCGGCUAAAUCAGAUGUAUCUUCUGCAGAACUCGUAGAAGAAUAUUUUAAAAAAGAACAAAUUCUUCAAGAAAAUAUUUUUCACCUCGAGAAUACCAACAAAAAGCACCUUGAGAGAGUCGCUGAGCUCUCGCGGAGCCUGCAGGAGAGCCACGAUGCAGCGAUACACACCACGGCUCAGCUGUCAGAGAGUCAGGCCAAGCUGCGCAGUAUAGAGGAAGCGAAUGAUAGCCUGGCAAGCUGGCUUUCCACUGCCCUUGGUGAUGACAUGGAUGGGAAAGCCCUGGAUGCAUCGCACCCCGAGAGCCUGCAGCAGAAAGUGGAGAGUAUCCUGAAGCAACUGCAGAAAAUCCGGCAGCGGGAAAUGGACCUCAACAAAGUGGCCAAGGAGAAUCAGACUUUGGUGAAGCAACUGAGUGAGCAGGUGAGUGAGAGAGAGUCGGUCCUGUUUGAAUUGCAGACUCGUGCAGAAAAGGAGUACAAAAAACAUCAGACUGAGAUCUCCAGGCUGCACCAAGAGAAACUGGACAUGGAAAGAAAGUGCAAGUAUCAAGAAGAAGAGCGAGAGAAGGCCGUUUCACAGCUGGGAGAGCUUGGAACAUUGAAAGAAAUUGGUGAGAAAAAUAAUGUUGCUUUUGAAAAUGACAAAAGACAUUUGCUGGCUAAGGUAGAUGAGCUUGAAGCAGAUGUGCAAGUCAUUAAAGAGAGAGAAAAAUUUCUCAGAGAUGAAACAGAUAGACUGAGAGAUCAAAUAGAGCAACAAACAUUAAAAAUUACUAUGAUGGAGAAACGUAAUCUUGAGGGGACUGAGACAUUAAAUAAGGAAAACCAAAUUGUCAGAGAAAAUGGUCUCAAGGUCAAAGAGAGGCUUGAAGCUGAGCUGCAAGCACUGAAUGCUGUCCUCGCUGAUAAGGAGGACGCUUUAGCGAAUGCUGCGAGAGAGAGGGAAGUAUUUUGCAGUUCUGCAGGGGAAUUGGCUGCCGAAAAAAGUGCCCUAGCUGAACGAGUGCAGAUUAUGGAGCAGCAGGUGGUCACUGCUCAAGAAGAAACCAUGGCACUGCAAAAGAAGAUGGCAAAAGAAGUUCAGUCACUGGAAGACAGAGCGCGGGAACAAGCAGGAAUAAUGGCAGAGCGAGGAGACGCCAUUAGCAUCCUGAAGUCCAAUUUGGCAACGCUUCAGGAGACGGAGAAACUGCUGCAAAGUCAAGUUGAAGAUGCCAAGCUGUCCUUGGGAGAAAAAGAGCAAAAGCUCAGAGAGGAGAAUAAAGAUCUUAGUGAAAGACUGAAAGAUGUACUGUGGCAGCACGAGGCCUUCAUUGAAAAUAUCACUUCACUGCAACUGGAAAGAGUUGUCUUAAGUAAACAGUUGGUGGCCCAGGAAGAAUCGUUUGCCACUCUGCAAUUAAAUGUGCAAAAAGCUGAGUCACUAAACAGCGAAUAUGAGAAACAACUCAUGAAUUUAAGAGAGGAGGAGGCCAAAUAUAAACUUCUUUUAGAGAAUGUAAAUGCAGCUUUACUGGAGAAGGAAAAUGAACUUCAGACUGUUAACCGGGAAUUUACCGUUGAAAAAAAGACACUGAACAUGGAAUUAGAGCAACAGAAGCAAGCUGUGAGUGCGCUGACUGAAGAAAAUGAGGUGCUUACGAAGUGUUGUACAGAACUAAAAACUGUAAGCAGUAAAGAGGCAGAAGAAUUAAUGUGGAAGCUCGCCUCUUUGGAGGAGCAGCUUGAAGAGAAGCAAAGAGACUUCAGUGGCAUUUUGGAGAAGAUGACCUCUCUAGAAGGAGUCCCUGUCGAUAAUUCUACCAAACUGGACCUUGAGAUAAAGUUGAGCAGUGCUGUAGAAGAACAAAGUCAGGCCAUUGAUCAAAAACUGGCUCACAUGACAAGAAGCAAUUUGCAAUUGCAGGAACAGGUUAAAAGCCUUGAACGUGACAAUAAUAUCUUAAUCAAGGAGAAGAAAAAGGUGGAAGAACAAUCACUUGCUCUAGAAGAAGCCAUGAGCAAGCUUGCACAGCAAGUAGAAUUACUUAAUCAAGACAGUGCUGCAGUUAAAAGUAUGCUGGAGAAGGCGAGAGCAAAUGAGAAAGAGCUUGAAACCAAAGUCCAGACUUUGAUAGCCGAAAAGGAAGAGCUGAAGGGAAGCCUUUCCACACAGUCAUGUGAAGCAAGCGAGAGGUUGAGGUUGGCAGAGCAAGAGCGUUUCGCCCUGUGUCAAGAACGGCAGGAGCUGCACGGCAAGUGUGGGACCCUGGAGGCCGAGCUGAAGACGGUCACCGAGAGCCUUCAGCAAGCAAAUGAGCAUCUUCACUCUGCUCAAGAAUCCUUACAACAGCAUCAGCAGCAAGUGGACAUUGCCAAGGCAGGUCUGGAAGAUCAUGAAGCCAGGCUGGAGUCUUACUCGAAGGAGGUGGAAUCACUAAAGGCUCAACUCUCUGAGAAGGAGACACAUAUCACGUCCCUGGAUAGUAGAGUUCAAGACCUUCUGGCACAGCAUGAGGAACUGAGAGUCCUGAACACACAUCAAGCAGAGCAAGUAAAGCAGCAGCAGACAGCACUGGCAGAGAGAGAGAAGAAGUUGCAGGCUUUAUCACAAUCUCUAGAGAACAUGAUGAAGACGCAGAACUCCGAGCAAGAAGCCUGGCAAGAGAGAUACGAGUCGCUGCGCUGUGAGCGGGAGCAGGUGGAGAGUGUGAGUAUCAGCACCCUGCAGGACCAAAGGGCCCAGGCAGAGCAGAGGGAGCAGUCUCUGCAGGCAGAGGUGGUCACGCAGCAGGACACGGUGGCCCAACUCAAGGAGAAGCUGGUGGAACUACUCAGGGACAAGGACACGCUGUGGAAGAAGACAGAUCAGCUGGAGGCAGAGAAGCAGCAAUACUUCUGGCAGCCAGACCAUAACACCAAAAAGUGUACAUCCUGCAAGAUGGAAUUCGGUAUCUUGACCCGAAAACACCACUGCAGGUCCUGUGGGCUCAUAUUCUGCUCCAACUGCUGCAGUAACUGGGUCGGAAAGAAUCGCAACUGCCGGCCAUGCUACGUCACUAAUAGCAACCUAUCUCCAACAUCCAAUGCGGAUGGGCAGGCAAGGGCUGGUGAUGGGCCACGGACCCCCAAAUCAAGCUCACAGACAUCAGGUGUUUCCCAGUGUGACGAAACCUUUGAAGUCAUCAAUGCAAAUAUCUCUUCUGAUGAUCUCUCUUCCUAACACUUUACUCGGUUCUGCAAAAAAAUGCUGCGAAGUAUAAUUAUGACGGUUGGCACUGCCUUCACUACAUUGUCGCAGUUUAGCAAUACUAAAGAGGCUGUAUGUAAAUUCCAUAAUAUAAUUAAUGAUUUAAUAGACCACUCAAGUGGAAGUGCAUCACUGAAAUGCAAGCACAGCCAGCACCUUUGUGUCGUAUUUCUUAGCAGGUGACCCCCCUCCCCCACGGCGGAGGGGGGGGUAUGGUUAAAACUCCCUCUCACUAAGGAGUCAAUGUGUUUACAGUAUUAUGCACCUAUUGACUGUGUUUGUUGUAAAGUUGUAAAAUGCACAUGACACUAUAAAAGGAAUAUUGCACACAUUUUACCAAGAUGGUUGGUGCAUAUUUUUUUUCCAUAUAUUUGCGUUUUUUUAAUAUGAAAAGCACCUUAACAGGAUUCCAUCAAGUGAUAUAAACACAGCUGUCAGACAAUGAUGCAUAUUUUGUCUUUGUUAUAAACAAGUUGUACAAAAACACAUGCAUAAGUAAUGUAUUUCAUGAAGCCAUGUAAGGAAUACUGCUUGUGAAUUUGGAUUUGAAUUCUUGCAUAUUCUCAAAACAUGUUAAUGUUUGGACGAAAACCACAAACAAGAAAUCUAUUAGACCUGCCUCUUUGCAUUGCUGUAUUGUUAUACUCACUAAAAUUGUAUUUCUCCAAUGAUUAAGGAAAGUAGGUUUUAAACUGUAUUGUUUGUGACUUACCAGAUGCUGGUAACGUUACACACAUUGAAUUUGCAAUGUCUGUAUUGUAUAUCUAAAUAUAUAAAAGGGAAAUUUGUGAA